Messenger RNA from Budorcas taxicolor (takin), 1170 nucleotides. It is a transcript of the gene SLC30A3, whose product is annotated as solute carrier family 30 member 3. NCBI's taxonomy places the organism in Eukaryota, Metazoa, Chordata, Mammalia, Artiodactyla, Bovidae. The record is from RefSeq and is a predicted model, not a curated record. Bases 1 to 1167 code for a protein of 388 amino acids. The transcript is spliced from 8 exons. Gene Ontology annotation, cellular component: plasma membrane. Gene Ontology annotation, molecular function: zinc ion transmembrane transporter activity. Gene Ontology annotation, biological process: zinc ion transmembrane transport; response to zinc ion.
AUGGAGCCGGCUUCCACUACGGGGGGCUCGGAGACCACUCGCCUGGUGGGCCCCCGAGACCGCGGCGGCGCUGGUGGCGGCCUGCGUUUGAAGAGUCUCUUCACAGAGGCCCCCGAGCCCCUCCCUGAGGAGCCCAAGCCCAUGGAGAUGUCCUUCCAGCACUGCCACCGGGAGCCGCUGCCUCAGCCGGGUCUCACCCCGGAGAGGAUGCAGGCGCAGAGGCAGCUGUGCGCCGCCUGUGCUGUGUGCUGCGUCUUCAUGGCCGGGGAGGUGGCUGGUGGGUACUUGGCGCACAGCCUGGCCAUUAUGACUGACGCGGCCCACCUGUUGGCGGACGUGGGCAGCAUGAUGGGCAGCCUCUUCUCCCUCUGGCUCUCCACUCGUCCAGCCACCCGCACCAUGACCUUUGGCUGGCACCGCUCAGAAACUCUGGGGGCUCUGGCCUCUGUGGUCUCCCUCUGGAUGGUCACUGGCAUCCUCCUGUACCUGGCCUUCAUCCGCCUGCUGCACAGCGACUACCACAUCGAGGGGGGUGCCAUGCUGCUGACCGCCAGCAUUGCGGUCUGUGCCAAUCUGCUAAUGGCUUUUGUGCUGCACCAGGCUGGGCCCCCCCACAGCCACGGGACUAGGGGGCCAGAGUAUGCACCGCUGGAGGAGGGGUCCGGGGAGCCCUUGCCCCUGGGGAACACCAGCGUCCGGGCGGCCUUUGUGCACGUGCUGGGAGACCUCCUGCAGAGCCUUGGGGUGCUGAUUGCCUCCAUCCUCAUCUACUUCAAGCCUCAGUACAAAGCAGCUGACCCCAUCAGCACCUUCCUCUUCUCCAUCUGUGCCCUUGGAUCCACAGCUCCCACCCUGCGAGAUGUUCUCCGUGUCCUCAUGGAAGGGACCCCCCGAAGUGUGGGCUUUGAACCCGUGCGGGACACCUUGUUGUCAGUGCCGGGAGUCCGGGCAACCCAUGAGCUGCACCUGUGGUCCCUGACGUUCACGCACUACGUUGCCUCUGCACACCUGGCCAUUGACUCCACGGCCGACCCCGAAGCUGUCCUAGCUGAAGCUACAUCCCGGCUCCACUCCCGGUUUGGAUUCUCCAGCUGCACCCUGCAGGUCGAGCAAUACCAGCCCGAGAUGGCCCAGUGCCUGCGCUGCCAGGAGCCCCCCCAAGCCUGAGCC